AUGGUAAGUAAGCAGGAUAACUAUUUUAAUAUGAGAUUUGCAAAUUAUAUUUAUGAUGACAAAAGAGCUAAAAUAGAAAGCAGUGAAGCAUGCAAAAACGAUAAAAAAAUUAAAUUUGCCGUUGAAAUGUCCGUGAAUGAAGUUGUUUAUUCUUGCAUCACUUUGUUAACUAAACAAUCAGUGCCCUUGUCAUAUUUUGAUAGUGAGCCAUUUAAUACAUUAACAAACCCAAUAUUUGAUGGUCUACAUAUUCCAAAAAUAAACUCAAGAAAUAUUUUACACCAUUUGAAAGAUCAAUGUGAUAAGUUAAAAAAUAAUAUAAGAAAUUUAACAAAAAAUAAAAUACUUUGCUUAAAAAUGGAUACAACUACUCGCCACGAUCGGGCUAUUUUGGGUGUAAAUGUGCAAAUAAUCACAUCCAAUAAACUUGAAAUAUUCACACUAGCCACGCUUAAAUUAAAGCAGAAACAUACUGCGCAAUAUUUAACCACUAAAAUUGAAAACGUUUUGAAAAGUUUCAAUAUAGAUAAUGCGCAAGUUUAUGCAGUAACCACCAAAACUUAUAAGCCUCUCGCAGUUUAUGUUUUACCUGAUACAUUAUCCAUGAUAUUUUCAUAA
Molecule: messenger RNA, 618 nt
Organism: Bactrocera neohumeralis
Lineage: Eukaryota; Metazoa; Arthropoda; Insecta; Diptera; Tephritidae
Exons: 3
Coding region: 1-618 (205 amino acids)
Source: RefSeq, a predicted model, not a curated record